CGGCAUCCCCUUCUCUCAUAGCCGGUAAGAAAGAUGUGCGGAGGAACGGACGUACCGAAGUUUGUCGCCGCCAACGGCGGCCGCGAGCUCCCCGCGCCGGAUCUCUGGCCGUCGGAACCAUCUGAUCUUAUUCAAGGCGGCGGCGAUGAGGGCGAGAAGAAGGCGGUGGCGGCGGCCCAGGAGGACGGGAAGACCGGGGCGAGGCUGCGGCGGCCGCGGAAGAACGCGUACCGGGGGAUCCGGCGACGGCCGUGGGGGAAGUGGGCGGCGGAGAUUCGGGACCCGCGGAAGGGGGCGAGGGUGUGGCUGGGGACCUUCGCCACCCCCGAGGAGGCCGCCCGCGCCUACGACGCUGCCGCCCGCGAGAUCCGCGGCGCCAAGGCCAGGCUCAACUUCCCCGACCCCCACUCCAUCUGCCCGAUAGCCAAGAAGCCCCGAGCUGCGGCAGCGGUGGAGAGCCUCGCGUCGUCGCCGUCGCCCGCGUCGUCGUGCUCCGUCUCGUCGGCGAUGGAUUCCGUGGAGUCGACGUACGUGCCGGGCAGGGGAAACGGGAGUCGAUGGGGAAACGGGGGCCGGUGCGGUGACCUGCGCCUCAUCUGAUCUAUGGAAAGAGUAUCUUGAUGAACGGCCUUGAUGUAUCGUAGCUUAUGGGACCCUUUAGACAUGGUUAUCACCUCUUUUUUUCUUUUUUUUUGUAAAAAUGGUUAUCAUUUCUUUUCCUUUUUAAAUAGAACCAGCAUGGAUAUC
Molecule: messenger RNA, 747 nt
Organism: Phoenix dactylifera (date palm)
Lineage: Eukaryota; Viridiplantae; Streptophyta; Magnoliopsida; Arecales; Arecaceae
Product: ethylene-responsive transcription factor ERF071-like
Biological process (GO): regulation of DNA-templated transcription; ethylene-activated signaling pathway
Molecular function (GO): DNA-binding transcription factor activity; DNA binding
Source: RefSeq, a predicted model, not a curated record